AGCUUUCUCAAUUUCAAAUUCCCAAGUAAAUGCAACUUGCAGACAACACAGCACUUAAAACGCACCAAACGGAGAAAGUACAAACCUCAAUCAUCCUCAAGGCCACCCCUCCUCCUCCUCCUUCGCCGCGGCGGCUUGGCCGAGCUCGCAUUCCCUUCGCCGCGUUGCAUUUCAAUUUGUCUAAGAGAAGAGAAUUUCCCGAAGAUGCCCACCUCUGCUACAUCCAAUCAUCCCAGCCGUCCGGAGGACUUGAUCGGGCGCCUGAACUCAGCUCACACUCCCUACGAGGCUAAGUUGAAAGCUUUGAGGGAUUUGAAGAACCAAAUAAUUGGGAAUCGUACUAAAAAGCUUGCUUUUUUGAAGCUUGGCGCCGUGCCCUCAGUCGUCUCCAUUCUCUCAUCCGCUGCUGCCGCGCAGGGAGGCGGUGGGGACAAUCGUGAGUUCUAUGAAUCCGUGUUGAUUCAGUCAGCUGCGGUAAUUGGGAGCUUUGCAUGUGGAUUAGAUGCAGGGGUUAAGGCUGUUUUGGAUGCGGGAGCUUUUCCCCUUCUACUGAGUCUCAUUUCUCAUCUCAAUGAGAAGGUUGCUGAUGCUGGUGCUCGGUCUCUUAAGUUGAUAUAUCAAUCAAAACGGGCUCCAAAGUAUGAAUUUCUUCAAGAGAAAAACAUGGAAUUCCUCCUUUCCCUGCUGAAUAGCAAGAACGAGAAUGUUACUGGUCUUGGUGCAAAUAUUAUUACCCAUUCCUGCCAGACAACUGCAGAGCAGCAGGCAUUGAGUGAAGCUGGAGUUAUAAAGAGGCUUGUUGGUCUUCUUGGAGGUUCUAUAAAUCAGAAGGAUGCUAGUUUAGAAUCUUUGGCUGCUAUGGUGAAGGAAAAUCCAGAAGUUUCUGCAAAGUUCAUGGGGCCUGAAAAUGGGAGGGCUCUCAAUGUUGUGAUUGAAUUGAUGAAGGAUAAGCAUCCUCGGACAAGGCUGUUAGCCUGUAUGUGUUUGAUCAGUAUAAGGAAUACUUCUACAUCUUAUCUUCAAGAUUCAGGAAUCAAGAACUCAUUGGUAUCAGUAUUGCUUGAGCUUCUUGAUGAUCCUGGUCCAGUUGGAGAUGAGGCGCCCUUUGUCUUGUCUAGUCUGAUAACUGAAAAGGAGGAUAUGCAAAAAAUAGCCUUCAACGCAAAUCUUAUUGAGAAGUUAUGCGAGCACUUAAAUGCAGGUUCUUACCAAGCCAAACGUUUGCAAGGGAUAUUUUUACUCCUGGGUGAUCUUUGCUCAAAGUUGGAAUGCUGCAGGGAUAGGGUCCUUGACUUACAGGUGUUAAAUUUCGUAACAGAAGCACUGGCUCAUGAUAGCGCUGAGGUGCGUACUGCUGCGUGCAAUUUUUUGAAGAAUGUUUCUCGCUCCGUCAAGAAUUUAAGCGCAGGUCAAUUUAUGAACGAAGCUGUCGCUGUUCCCUUGGUUCGGCUUUUGUGCGACUCCAGUAGUUCUGUCCAGAUUGCUGCUCUGGGAGCCAUCAGCAACAUAGUGGUUGAUUUUAUGGCCCAUAAAUCAGUACUCGUGCAAUGUGGAGGUGUCAAACAGCUGGUUCAGCUUUCAAAGUCAAUGGAGUCGGCGAUUAGGGUUAAUGCCGUAUGGGCCUUGAGGAAUCUCACUUUCCUUGUGAGCUACAGAUGUAAAGAAGAAAUUCUCUUGGAAUUAACAUCAGCAACACUAAUAAGCCUCAUCAAUGACCCUGAGCCUUCUGUUCAAGGGCAAGCUUUAGCUUUGGUUCGCAAUCUUGUGGAUGGUACUCUAAACUCCAUUAACUAUGUGUUUGGGGAGGAUGGCGCUGUCCUGCAUGCUAUUGCAAGGCAAUUGCGAAGCACUUCAAAAGUGGAAGUUCAGAUUCAAGGUAUGUACACCCUUAGCAAUGUGGCUUCUGGAAAUGAGCUCCACAAGGAAGCAGUAAUGAACCAACUUCUCCCACAGGCUGGCAAUGAUGCAGAAAAAACAUUGGUCAAGUUUUUGCAGAGUACUGACAGCCGGUUAUGCACAGCUACUCUUUGGGCUCUUAUAAAUCUUACUUUUCCUGGCAGUCCAGGCACAUGUCGUCGGGUUACUGAACUUCGGAAUGCCGGCAUAAUCACUCAACUAAAGAAUAUGAUCAAUGAUCAUUGUCUGGAUGUAAAGCUUCGAGCAAGGAUGGCUCUCGGACAGUUAAUGAUAUUUGGGUCUGUGUGGACAUGGUAUACCUCCAUCAAGGUUUAGGAUCAUCUCAAUUUUGCUCAUAUGAGCUGAGGUGUAAUGCAUUGGUUGUGAUCCUUGUGACUCAAAGCAUCUGGGAAGUUCAACUGAUAUGUUCCCCGGAGCAGGUCCCAGUUAUGCUUUUCCCAUAUGAUCCCUGUGAUUUAGCUUUUGUACUCGCCUUUUGCCUUAAUUUCUGGAAAUGCUUUCCUUUCUCCCCAUUUUUCUAGUCUUAUUCUUACCCCCAACGUCCAAGUGCUUCGGGGGGGUUGCGGUUUUGUACACUGAUCUGUAAAAUUAUACUUAAGUUUUGUUGAAGUUGUGGUUGUAAUUUCUAUUCUAUUUUUCUUUUUUUACCAGGAUUCUUGUAUGAUCAGGCUUGCAAAACUGUAUAUGUGAAAUACAGGCAUCAUGAGAGUGAUGCAGAGUGUCUGAAUCUUUUUGCCAUAUUUUGCUCUGAAUAUGAAGUGAAGCAGACAGCAGAGCAAAAUUUUGAACUUGUGUCAUGAAUGUCAGGUUUGCCCAAGCUGAAGCAUUGGGUACAA
Sesamum indicum (sesame) is the source of this 2753-nucleotide messenger RNA. Its product is annotated as ARM repeat superfamily protein. Gene Ontology annotation, molecular function: protein binding. NCBI's taxonomy places the organism in Eukaryota, Viridiplantae, Streptophyta, Magnoliopsida, Lamiales, Pedaliaceae. Gene Ontology annotation, biological process: proteasome-mediated ubiquitin-dependent protein catabolic process. Gene Ontology annotation, cellular component: GID complex. The record is from RefSeq and is a predicted model, not a curated record.